This is a messenger RNA of Laccaria bicolor S238N-H82, 1347 nucleotides long. RefSeq lists its product as uncharacterized. The record is from RefSeq and is a predicted model, not a curated record. Bases 1 to 1347 code for a protein of 448 amino acids. The transcript has 4 exons. Lineage: Eukaryota; Fungi; Basidiomycota; Agaricomycetes; Agaricales; Hydnangiaceae.
AUGACGACCUCCUUCUCAUCGGCCAAAAUCACACUGGGCUCAUGUAUGCCGUGCCUCCGCCCUGUUUCUUCUUCGGACAGCUUACACAACACUACCAAUCAACGACCCAACUCGACAUCAGGAGGGGAAGAACAGUACAAUGCCACUGUCAACCGUAUCCCCCGCGCACGUCCUGACGAGCUACAAGGUCUCCUAGCCGAUUCUUCGGAUAACGAGCGUGCAGAGACACUUUCGUUGCAUUUGAACCCUGGAAGAGGAAGCAGAGGGGGCAGACGAAAACGCAAGUCCAAGUCGUCGAAUACGAAUGGGAAGCCUAGGAGGAUAACGCUCUUCGGGUUCGACCUCUUCGGACGACCACCACCCAUCCAACUCCCACCCGACGACGACGACGCACCCUUAUUCCAUCGUCACCGCAGCAGCAGCGGGGGUGGCAGCACACCCACAACAACACUAACCACCCAAACCUUCGAUUCCGACGCCGCUCCGCUAGACAUAUCCACCAUCCAACAAAUCUCCGUCUCCAAAGCUAGUGAAGCAGCCAAGGCGGAGCUAAAGCGUAAAGAAGAGAGGAGACAACGGAGGAAAGCGAGGAAGGAGAUGAACAGGCUCGUGGAGGCUGGUGUUGUUGGUGGUGGGGAGGAAUUUGAAGGGUUUCAGGGGAGUGUGGUGCUGGUGGGGGGACGACGGCGACUACGUCUUCGUCGGGCUCUCAUUCCCGGUCUCACUCUCGAUCCCAGCAAUCAAGAGAAGGUUUUGGGAACUUCGUAUCCGCCCCUCCUCCAACAGCAGCAGCGGAGGAAGACGAUGAACACGCAGAUCUCGACGGAAGCCUGUACCUCGGAUUCACGUCGUAAUCGCUCGUCGCUGAGCCGGACCUCCGCGUCUGCGUCUGACCGAGCCCAACCCAAUCCUGCUGUCCCCAACCCCAACCGGCCCAAAUCGAAAUCCAAACGCUCCUCGACCUCCCAAUCACGAUCAAGAUCCAACACAUCCUCGCAAUCGCCCUCCCUCCAAUCACCUUCCUCACCAGCCUUCAGCGACGCUCAAAUCAUUAGUCCCAGUACCGUCGAGCAGGGACAGGGGUUCUUCGAUUUGGAAAAUGAUCUCAAUGAGAUGCCUGUAGGACGGAUUGGAGGUGAUGCUGGACGGAUUGGUGGUGGUGGCGGCGGUUUCCUAAUGACAGGCUUCGGAGGGGGAGGGGGGAAGAGGUCUAGUGAUUUUGGUGCGUUUUUGGCUAGGCGGGGGGAUGAGAAGGUAGGGGAAGGAGGUGGAGAUGGGGUACCGACCUAUACCCCUCCCCUCCCAGAUAGCGCGACCCCGCCUGCUUCCUAUAUGCUCAUACAUUGA